Messenger RNA from Gongylonema pulchrum, 312 nucleotides. Lineage: Eukaryota; Metazoa; Nematoda; Chromadorea; Rhabditida; Gongylonematidae. The record is from the annotation of a GenBank genome assembly.
AUGACGACUCUAACAGCGGUCAUACUGAUGGUUAUUCCUGCCUUAUGCACCGCUGCGACACCAGUACAAUACCCGUUAUACCCAAACGUCUAUGGGUAUCAGCAGCACUACUACAACCAGUAUCAACACUACCAGCCUCAAAGCUACACACCGUAUUGGAGUGGAAUUGGUCACGGCUUCCGAAAUUAUAUAUAUCCAGCAUAUCAAUAUUUACCAAGCGUCGGCGGUUUAUUGAAAAGUGGAGCUUACGGAGCAUUGAAAGGUGCCGGUGUUGGAGCUGCGGUUGGCGGGAUUGCUGGGCUGAUUGGAUGA